AUGCCGCCAGCCCAGCUCUUCAGCUGCUCCAGGGGCCUGGAAAGGGGGACGGAGGGGGUGUGUCCCUUCUUGUACCAGGAGGAGGACGAGGAGGAGGACAAAUAUGAGCUGCUGCCACGUGAGGCUCUGCCCCUCCAUCUGGCCCCUGCCCACCUUGCUGGUACCGAGGAGGGCUCCUUGUAUCUGGAUCGCUCUGGCCCCCUGGACCCAAGUCAGGCACAGCUCACACUGCCUCGGCCCUGUGGUGAGGAGCACCCCCCCACCAGCCCCUCCCUCCCCAGGCUGCCCUUUCCCGAUGAGGGGCAGCAGCAGGGGGCAGCACCUCCAAAGGAUGGGGCCUACAGCUCCCAGCCCCUCAGCCUGGCUGUGCUCCGAGGCCCGGUCUACGACAUUCCCAUCCACAGGCUGGAUGGCGGGGGCCACUAUGCCCUGGCCCAGCAGAGCAGCCCCUUGGGCCCAGCCAAAAGCAUGUGCCUAGGGGAAAACUCCAUUUGUGCUUUCCUGGGCUGGGGCCAAAUGCCAAAGGCCAUAGCCCUGAACUCCACCCAAGACCUUUGGCACCGUGGGGAAAGGCCCAUCUUGCUCUGGGGGAGGUGGCCUCCUCCCACCAUGGCUCAGUCUGCACAGUUGAGAAAUGUGCACGAGCCCCCUGGCCAGAGCCAUGCCAUUGCCUCAGGAAGUUUCUCACACGUGAGGUUUAAGGGGCUCACCAGAGCCUGUCUCCCUGCACAGCUCUUCUCCUCCAUGGUGGCCAAGGUCCAGCACUACCAGCAGCGCCCCCUGCCCCUUGUGGACAGGCACCUUGGUAGCCGGCUCACCUGCCUGCUCUUCCCCACCAAGCCCUGAGGGCCAGGUACACACCCACCUUUGCUCCUGGCCCUGUCGCACCUUGAGCUGUCUUCCGAUCUCCUGUCUCCCUCUCUCCGACUCUCCCCAGUCCUUGCAUGAGAAACCUUGGAAAAGGUUACCAGGAGAGAGGAA
Lepus europaeus (European hare) is the source of this 981-nucleotide messenger RNA. RefSeq names its product SH2 domain containing 6 (gene SH2D6). NCBI's taxonomy places the organism in Eukaryota, Metazoa, Chordata, Mammalia, Lagomorpha, Leporidae. The record is from RefSeq and is a predicted model, not a curated record. Gene Ontology annotation, cellular component: cytoplasm. Gene Ontology annotation, biological process: intracellular signal transduction; cell surface receptor protein tyrosine kinase signaling pathway.